This is a messenger RNA of Nelumbo nucifera (sacred lotus), 1512 nucleotides long. The record is from RefSeq and is a predicted model, not a curated record. NCBI's taxonomy places the organism in Eukaryota, Viridiplantae, Streptophyta, Magnoliopsida, Proteales, Nelumbonaceae.
CUGAAGAAGAAAUCUCUUAAUGCCUCCAGCAUGUUCAGGAAUUCCCUGACAAGGAGAAGCAGUAGAGUUAUGUCUAUUUCUAUUGAUGAUAGUAUGGAUGCAGAAGAGUUACAGGCAGUGGAAGCAUUUCGACAAGCACUCAUCUUGGAUGAAUUACUACCCUCAAAACACGAUGAUUAUCAUAUGAUGCUGAGAUUUUUGAAGGCAAGAAAAUUUGAUGUUGAGAAAACAAAGCAAAUGUGGGCUGACAUGGUUCAGUGGAGAAAGGAAUUUGGUGCUGACACAAUAAUGGAGGAGUUUGAGUUUGAAGAACUCAAUGAAGUCCUGGAACAGUAUCCCCAAGGGCAUCAUGGAGUUGAUAAGGAAGGACAUCCUGUUUACAUUGAGAAACUUGGUCAAGUUGAUCCUGUCAAGCUGAUGCAAGUUACAAACAUGGAUCGAUAUGUGAAAUAUCAUGUCCGGGAAUUUGAGAGAAAUUUUGCCGUUAAGUUCCCAGCAUGUUCAAUUGCAGUAAAAAAGCACAUAGAUCAGAGCACAACAAUCCUUGAUGUGCAAGGAGUGGGCCUUAAAAAUUUCAACAAAGCUGCAAGGGACCUUAUUGUGCGUCUUCAGAAGAUUGAUGGUGAUAAUUAUCCUGAGACCUUAUGCCGCAUGUUCAUCAUCAAUGCGGGUUCUGGAUUUAGACUGUUGUGGAAUACUAUUAAGACUUUCCUUGAUCCUAAGACUACGGCAAAAAUCCAUGUUCUUGGGAAUAAAUUCCAGAGCAAGUUGCUUGAAGUAAUUGAUGCCAGCGAGUUGCCAGAAUUUUUGGGUGGUACUUGUACCUGUGCUGAUCAUGAAGGUGGUUGUAUGCGUUCUGAUAAGGGUCCAUGGAAGGACCCAGAAAUACUCAAGAUGAUCCAGGAUGGUGUUGCUGUGUGUAAAAAAAAGAUAACCACUACUACAGAAACUGAGGAGAAGAUGAUUUCAGAGGAUGAGAUAGAUAAUAGUUGUUUCCCUGUGAAUGACGCUUGCAAGGCUCCUGAAUACGAUAACAAGCAUAUCUUUACUGGGAUAAUGACCUUUGUUAUGGGCCUUGUAACUAUGGUCCGUUUGACACGCAGCAUGCCAAAGAAGAUCACUGAUGCUACCCUUUACUCCAGUCCCCUUUACUGUAAUGACACAAUUAUUAAAGGCCAGCCUCACCAGCAGUUGUCUGGGCCUGCCAUCUCCAGUACUGAAUACUUGUCCAUCAUGAAGCGUAUGGCUGAACUAGAAGAGAAGGUGAAUGUUCUAAGUACGAAACCUGAAACAAUGCCUCCAGAGAAGGAAGAAAAGCUUAACGCUGCUCUAAGCCGUAUUGAAGCCCUCGAACAAGAACUUAUGUCAACCAAGAAGGCUCUUGAGGACUCCCUUGCCAAACAGGAGGAAUGCCUAGCUUACAUUGAGAAGAAGAAGAAGAAGAAGAAGGUAUGUUUCUUGGGCUAUAAAUCCAUUAUACUGGUGAAGAAAAAGGUGCUGGAUAUCUUGUGA